UUAAGGCAGCAGUGCACUGGAACUUUCACUUUCGCUUUAAUCGGCUUUAUUCGGCGCAGCGACAUGUUGGAGUGAGAGGUGUUCGGGAUGUUCAGGACGGAGUAAAGCCGCGGAGGCACGCAGGGAGAACACGGACAGAUCUACACCAUCUUCUGAGAGGAACACACGGGGGGUUUGGGGGAUAACAGACAUCCGACAGCCACUUGUGUGCACACGGCCAUGAUGGAGAAGAACAAGAAUGGUGCAUCAGAAUGAACCUCCUGACUCUUCUGCCUCGCCGCAAGACGCCGUGUCAGUCAGCGUGUCCACCGAUGUCCCAGCUCCUCAGACUCAUCCCGCUCCUCAGACUCACUUCCGGCCUUUCCGGGACGUGGACGAGCGCUCCCUCGUGGCCAGCGCAACACGUUUCCUGGGUCACAGUGGAUUCUACUGGGGUCCUCUGGAUGUAGACGAAGCUCACGCUCGCCUGGCGUCUCUUCCCGUUGGCACCUUCCUAAUCCGGGACAGUAUGCAAACGGACGUCUUCUUCACCCUGAGCUAUCGCUCUGUGGACGGACCCACCAGCGUCCGCAUCCUCCUUAAAGGCUGCGGCUUCGUCCUGGACGGCAGCAAGCACGUUUUCCCUUGCCUCUUCGAACUCUUGCGAUUUUACAUGACAUUUCCCAAGAAGAGUCUGAAGCGGCCGUACCGGGGUUCCGUGCCUCAGAAGCUUCAGGAGCUCUGCAGGAGAGCGGUGGUGAAAACCUACGGCAAGGAAAAUCUUGAAAAACUCCCUGUGAGCGCUGUACUGAAAGAUUUCCUUCAGUUAUAUCCUUUCAGCAUUUGAAAAGAACGCGCAAUUUUUAAUGGACCGUUUCUUGUUCAUCAGCGAUCGCGGUCCUUUGAGUACCAUUACCUUUAAAAAUGCACUACGUCAGGUUUCCUGAUAUUUAUUCACCUGCCUGCUGUGCAGACAACAUGGUUGUUAUUCGGUUAUUGUUGGGUUUUUUUUUUUUACAUAUCUGUUAAACAACAUAGGAAAUGUGUGUGUGUGUGUGUGUGUGUGUGUGUGUGUGUAUAAAACAUAUAAUUAUUUCUCUAAUACUGUAAUGCUGUAGACUAAAUUAAUUAAGUACUGUAACGAUCAUUUCAUAAUUCAUCUUCAACCUCAACUCCUCUUGAAUGUCAAAAUAAAUGACUGCAAAUGA
Ictalurus furcatus (blue catfish) is the source of this 1187-nucleotide messenger RNA. It is a transcript of the gene socs1b, whose product is annotated as suppressor of cytokine signaling 1b. Bases 239 to 826 code for a protein of 195 amino acids. Lineage: Eukaryota; Metazoa; Chordata; Actinopteri; Siluriformes; Ictaluridae. The transcript has 2 exons. Gene Ontology annotation, cellular component: phosphatidylinositol 3-kinase complex. Gene Ontology annotation, biological process: intracellular signal transduction; phosphatidylinositol phosphate biosynthetic process. The record is from RefSeq and is a predicted model, not a curated record. Gene Ontology annotation, molecular function: 1-phosphatidylinositol-3-kinase regulator activity.